AUGAGUUAAGACAAAAAGUCUUUUUUUGAUUUUACUUCUCCUUUUGAGUUAGAGAGAAAAAUAGAAAUUUUUUAGUAAUCCCACAAAGAGCAGUUCUUUGUUCCAAAAAAAGACAAAUUAAAAAUGAAGACACUAGUUUUGUAAAGAAACUAUCUUAUCAAAUUCAACUAAAAGGUAAAAUAUAUUACUAAAGCAAGCGUAAUUUAUUAAAGUACUUUAAUCUGACUAAUGCAUUACUUGAAUUUGUUACUCAUCCAAAAAUGGGUCUGGGCAUUUCCCUAACUAAAAAUGGUGGAAAUUUUAUAUUUUAUGGUGAUGUUGAAUUAUGGUUUACUUAUAUAAAGAAAUGGUGUAUCUAAGCAAAUUUUUCUAAAGAAUACUCCAUCAUAAAAAUGAUUGGAAAAGGCAGUUUUGCUAAAGUACUUUGAACUAUGGAUUUUUAGGUUUUUAAAAUUUAAAGAAUUAGUGAUAGAAAAGAAUUCGCAGUUAAAGUAUUUGAUAAAUCGAUAUUGAAAUGUUAAGAUAGGCCAGCACUUUUAAAAGAAAUAGAACUUCUUAGGUUAAUGAAUCACAAAAAUGUUGUAACUAUUUUAGAAACUUAUGAAAAUGAUCAAUAUAUCUAUUUAGUCUAGGAGUUAUAUUAAGGGGGAGAAUUACAUCAAGAAUUAAAGAAGAGUAAAACCUUUUCUGAAAGAGGAGCUUUUAUAAUAAUUUAAUAAGUUGUUGAAGCUUUAAUAUAUGUCCAUUAUCAAGGAAUAAUUCAUAGAGAUAUAAAACCAGAAAAUAUUAUUUUGAAAGAAGAUGGAAUAAUUGAUUAAGUGGUUUUAGCUGAUUUUGGAUUAGCAGACUAUUAUAGAAAGGAUUGUAAAUAUAUGUUUACUAGAUGUGGAACACCCGGUUACGUUGCACCAGAAUUAUUAUAAGAUAAAAUUUAUGAUCAUAAAGUUGAUGUAUAUAGUUGUGGUGUUUUACUUUAUUAUCUUCUAAUGGGAAAAGGACCUUUUGAUUCUAAUAAUUAUGAUUAAACAGUAAAAGCAAAUUUUAAUGGAUAAGUUGAUUUGACAUAAAUAUAUUUUACAAAUGAAUGUCUUGAUCUUUUAAGAGGUAUGCUAGAUCCAAACCCUUAAAAUAGAUUCACUUUUGACCAGGUUAAGUAAAGCUCAUUUUUUAAAAAACAUUUAUUUAAUAAUAAAUAAAGGAAUAGUUAAUCAAGUUUAGGAAGCGUUAAUAUUCAAUGUGAUUCAUAAAAUUAAUCUCCAUAAUAUUCACCAUAUUAAGAAUAAAAAUAUUCACUCGAAUAAAAAAAGAGGAUUGUUUAAUAUAGUUCUCCACAAUAAUCACCUUUUAAACUCGAUUCACCCAAUUUAUCUCCAUUGACAGAUCCUUUGCAAAAAAUCCCCAAUUUAUAGAGAGUACCGAUUUAGAUAUGA
Paramecium sonneborni is the source of this 1430-nucleotide messenger RNA. Lineage: Eukaryota; Ciliophora; Oligohymenophorea; Peniculida; Parameciidae. The record is from the annotation of a GenBank genome assembly.